Parastagonospora nodorum SN15 is the source of this 1127-nucleotide messenger RNA. RefSeq lists its product as hypothetical. Lineage: Eukaryota; Fungi; Ascomycota; Dothideomycetes; Pleosporales; Phaeosphaeriaceae. The record is from RefSeq and is a predicted model, not a curated record. The transcript has a single exon. Bases 1 to 819 code for a protein of 272 amino acids.
AUGGCUCCCGAUCUAAACUCGGUACCUACCUCACCGCGGCCCAACGUUACCAGUAAUCCCAGCGGCUCGCUAUCACGCCAAAGUUCAACCACAGCUUCGCGUCGCACUUCACAGAUAUACCCAAUGUCCCCUCCUCCACUUCCACUCGGAUCGCCUAGCGGGACAUUGCCAGCAUCUGCACAAGGCCACGGCGUCCCUCCACUAAGUCCCAGCAUGAGCGGUCGAGCCCCGAGUGUCGACGCGUCAGGAACGCCGAUGCGUCACCCCCAACCCGUGACACCAGCGCAAAUCUACCUGGAAAUGGAGAAGGAGCAAGAAGCUGCCGUUAACCGACUGACGCGCGAGCUCUCUGCCUUGCGCACGCACUCGGCGUCUGUGGUUAGCACAGGAUCUAUAGCUUCAAGCGCAGCCUCAAACGCACACCUAGACAACGACUCGGCGCAUGCGGGGUCUAUGACUGGCUCCAUGCAUCCAACGCCCAGCCGUCGACACAGAAGCUCGUCCUCAGUUUCGCGCAGCGGCCUGCCGCCCGGCGCCUAUCCACAUCGCUAUUCAGUAUCUUCACAACAAGGAGAACCCUCACAUAGAAGCUCGAGCGUAGUCAGCACGCCCCGGUAUGAGGAGGUGGCACAACAGAGGGCAGAACUAGAAGACGUCAAACGCGAAAACGAGAUGCUGAAGCAGCGCAUUCGCGAUUUAGAACGCGCAAUCAGGAGUGGCGAUGCAGAUGCGCAGCGCGGACGACGUGGUGCGCCAGCAUCUACGACUGAGGCAGCCGCGGCUGGUGCCAGUGCUACAGAGGAGGGUGGGACAUCUUAAGGAUUGCGCGGAAAUGAUGUCGGUAUGCAAUGGCCAAGACAUGGCUGUGUCACACAAAGAACGGCUGUGUCCCUUUCUGUCAAGAUUCGUACUGGUCAUGUUCUGGCAGAAGCUGGGCAAUUAUGAUGGCUUUGGCUGUUUUAGGUAUUAGAGUCCUUGAACUAUCGUCAGAAAAGAGAAGGGCCAAUGGAGUACACGCGUGGGGUUCCUAAUGUCAGCAUGAUAACAAACCUUUCCAAACAAAUUAGAUCUUCUUAGUCCACCCUACCCUAUCUGAGACACAUACAAAUUCCUUUGUCCCCUUAUCA